GCCAGUGUCGUCGCCGGAGCUGGAGCUUAUAACGAGCGUAGUUCUUGCGCAGAGUUUAUUGCCGACAGUUGGCGCGAUCUUGUUUGCCGUCGCCGUCGCCAUCUCGCUAUCCCCAUAUCAUAUCGUCAUGUCGUAUCGCCACCGUGCCCCCAUUGGGUGUUUAGUUCCAGUUCCAGUUCCUCUGCCUGAGUCCCUCCGACGGCAUUCGGCACUCUUCCUAAAUAGCCUUAGGAUUUAGGAUAUUUUAGUUCGGAAAUAUAAAUAUUAUCAAGUGCUUUCGAGGAUAGUGCAACUCAUAAAACUUACCCCACAAAUAUGUAACACUGUGUGAUGUGUUAGAAAAAUAAUUAUAAUAAUGCCCAGGCCCUCGCGAGAAUCCUACGGCGAACAGAAGCCCCCCUAUUCGUACAUUUCGCUGACGGCCAUGGCCAUCUGGAGUUCGCCGGAGAAAAUGCUGCCACUGAGCGAUAUAUACAAGUUUAUCACGGACCGAUUUCCGUACUACCGCAAGAACACCCAGCGCUGGCAGAAUUCGCUGAGGCACAACCUCAGCUUCAACGACUGCUUCAUCAAGGUGCCCCGACGGCCGGACAGACCAGGAAAAGGAGCCUACUGGGCCCUCCAUCCGCAGGCCUUCGAUAUGUUCGAAAACGGCAGUCUGCUGCGGCGCAGGAAGCGCUUCAAGCUGCACAAGAACGACAAGGAUCUGCUGAACGAAGAGCUAACGGCGCUGGCGAACCUCAAUAGGUUCUUCUUUACCACCCGGAACGGAGGCAGUGCCUCGCAUAUGUCGCCGCUGGACAUGAACAGUCCGUCGAUGAGGCUGGAUCCUCUGCCCAGGGCAACGAAUCAUAUGGGUCACGCGAAUUCUUUGGGUCCUGCAGCCGUGGGACUGCCGCAUGUAAUGCCCACCUCCAUGGAUCACACGAAUCUCUCGGACAUGGGCCUCUCGCAACUGCCCGCGCUAACCACUUCCGAUAUCGAGGGACCCCUGAGCCUGCGACCCAAGCGAUCCUUCACGAUAGAGAGCCUGAUUACACCCGACAAGCCGGAGGAGCAGCCGUCGGAGGAGGAGGACGACGACGAUGAUCGGGUCGAUAUCGAUGUGGUGGAGUGCAGUGGAAUCAGUCGGUAUCCCAGCACGCCGGCACCCGAGGAGUACCACCGAUCCGGAAGGACCGAAGAUCCCCUGCCGCCGAUGCACACGAUAAACGCCGGAGCCCAUUCCAUGCCCUUCCUGCACUACGCCGCCACGGGUGCCGCCAAUGUGGCCGGACUGCAGGCCUCGGGGAUUCCCAGCAGCCCCACCACCUACGAACUGGCCAUCUCGCAUCCGCUCUUCAUGAUGGCGGCGCCCAUUGCCAAUAUGCACAAUAUAUACUACAAUAAUGUCACUCUCGUCGCCCCGGCGCAGCAAUAUCGGACACCCGAGGUCCAGAAUAGAAUAGACAACGAUAUGCGUACGAUAUAG
Molecule: messenger RNA, 1471 nt
Organism: Drosophila takahashii
Lineage: Eukaryota; Metazoa; Arthropoda; Insecta; Diptera; Drosophilidae
Gene: fd96Ca
Product: forkhead domain 96Ca
Biological process (GO): anatomical structure morphogenesis; regulation of transcription by RNA polymerase II; cell differentiation
Molecular function (GO): DNA-binding transcription factor activity, RNA polymerase II-specific; RNA polymerase II cis-regulatory region sequence-specific DNA binding
Source: RefSeq, a predicted model, not a curated record